Molecule: messenger RNA, 1653 nt
Organism: Penicillium cosmopolitanum
Lineage: Eukaryota; Fungi; Ascomycota; Eurotiomycetes; Eurotiales; Aspergillaceae
Product: flavin-containing monooxygenase
Exons: 6
Coding region: 1-1653 (550 amino acids)
Molecular function (GO): NADP binding; N,N-dimethylaniline monooxygenase activity; flavin adenine dinucleotide binding
Source: RefSeq, a predicted model, not a curated record
AUGGACAGCCCAGAAGUUAUUGUCAUAGGGGCCGGACCUUCAGGCAUUGCCCUUGCGCAUACCUUGAAACACAAACUAGGGUUCAGCGACUUCACAUUUUACGACAAGCUCGAUGGACCCGGAGGCACGUGGCGAUUGAACACAUACCCAGGAGUGGGAUGCGAUGUACCCACGCUUCUCUACUCCUUCUCGUUCAACCAGAAUCCAAACUGGUCAAAGGAAUUAUGCGAGGGGCCCGAAAUACUGGACUACAUGGAAGCAACAGUGGACAAAUUUGAUCUUCGAAAGCACAUGCAGUUUGGCGUUGAAUGUGUUUCCGCAUCCUGGAAUGAAGAGGGGCAUUGGGAAGUUAGACUUCGUGAUACUGCGACCGAUAUCGAAUUUACCAGGACCGCUGCCGUCUUCAUAUCUGCAGUUGGUGGAAUAUCCAAGCCAAGAGAUGUUAAGUUCAACGGCAUGGAGAAAUUCACCGGCGAAGUAUUCCAUACCGCACGUUGGAACCAUCAGUAUGAUUACCGCGGGAAACGUCUCGCGGUGAUUGGAAACGGAUGCAGUGCAGCACAGGUGGUUCCAGCCAUCUCAAAAGAUGCCGGCUUCGUGAAGCAGUACGCUCGAAGUGCGCAAUGGUACCACGAGCGACCCAAUCGAAACUUCACUGGUUUUGAAAAAUGGUGCCUGGGCAACAUCCCCCUUUGGGAGCGCUGGCUUCGCUUGCGACUCUUUCUGGCCAGCGAUAGCCUCGUAGCCACCUACCUACCUGGUCCUGCAGCCGAGAAGCUUCGUGCAAAGACCGAGCGCGGCGCACGCAAGUACAUCUAUGACACUGCACCUAAGAAGUAUCACAAAACUCUUGUCCCGGAUUUUCCUUUGGGCUGUAAGCGACGCAUCUUUGACCCUAAUUACCUCGAAAGCCUCGGUCGCACCAACGUCGAGCUGGCUGCUGUGGGGAUUGAUCACAUUGAUGAAACAAGUGUCACUGGUACCGAUGGUGUUAGAACUGAGUUCGAUGCGAUUGUUUUGGCAACUGGGUUCGAUGUCCAGCAAUUCAUUGUUCCAAUGGAAGUAUACGGGAAAGGCGGCAAAAGCCUACAGAAACAAUGGCUAGAGUCCCGCGGUGCGCAGGCAUAUAUGGGGGUCUACGUGCACAACUUCCCAAACCUCGGUAUACUUUUCGGCCCCAAUACUUUCCCUGCACAUAACUCGGUGCUUUUCGCUUCUGAAGUCCAGGUCGAAUAUCUGGCGCGGACCUUGAUUGCACCGAUCAUUGAUCGUCGAAUCACCUCGCUGGAGGUUAAACCCACGGCCGAAUACCAAUGGGUCAACAAGCUGCAGUCUGAGCUCAAGGGAACUGUUUUUGAAGCCGGGUGUUCGAAUUGGUAUAUGAACAAACAUGGACGUAAUUCAGCGUCGUGGCCGGGUUACGCGUCGACAUAUUGGAAGGAAGCCCUUAUUCCUCACUUUGGCGUUUUCAAAGAGUCAUAUGGGUCGCGGUUGUGGUUCUUCAAUACUAUCUGGCGAUGGAUCCGAACUACCAAUAAGGAGACCUAUGGAGUUCUGCUCCUAGCCUUGGCUGGUGUAGUAUCGCAUCAGAAUGUCGGCUUUUCUCGCGAAUUACCACGCUUGUUUCAUAAUAUUGUUUCGAAGAUUGGUUGA